This is a messenger RNA of Drosophila kikkawai, 2014 nucleotides long. It is a transcript of the gene AhcyL2, whose product is annotated as Adenosylhomocysteinase like 2. Gene Ontology annotation, cellular component: cytosol. Gene Ontology annotation, biological process: L-methionine cycle. NCBI's taxonomy places the organism in Eukaryota, Metazoa, Arthropoda, Insecta, Diptera, Drosophilidae. The record is from RefSeq and is a predicted model, not a curated record.
UGCUGCCUCAUAAACCCUGGCCCGUGAGUCAGUUUGUUGUUUGCCCCAGUCGCGAGCGGUCGUCUGCUCCGGAGAUCUUCGAUUCCGCUUCCAAUACCAAUCACCGAUCACCGGUCUCCGAUCUCUGAUCGCCACAGAUAUAGAAAUAAAAACUAACAAAGCAGCCGGAGAGGAGAUCUUAACGAGAUCGAGAGGCGAUCUCGUUUGAAUUCGCGACGCUGGCCGCUAGUCAGCCGCCUGAUCUCCGCCAGAACUGACGUUGUGCCAGCUCCUGCUCCGCGGAACUAUAGGAGCUACUUCUGAACCGAUAUUGCACUAGCCGAUUAGAGCUGGUCUCCGGGGUGCACAGAACGUAGGAAAUUGACUUGACAUAAAAACAAAACACCGAAAUAAAACCCAACAUAGUCGAGAACCUGUUUUGGAUCGAUCUAAAUUGCCUUCAAGAUGUCCAAGAUGCCAGAGACUACGUUUGCCGACUUGAGUUUGGCCGAUAAGACUGCCGUAAAGAAGCCCAGCAUAGAGGCUCGCCGGUUUUCUGAUGUCUCCACCUGCUCCUUCAGUUCCACCUGCUUCACCGGAAGCUCCGAUGAGGACGAGAUAUCGCCGAAGGACAACCAGCAACGCAACUCCGCCGGCGGGACCGACUUUUGCGUAAAGAGCAUCUCCAAGAGCGCCUUUGGAAGGCGCGAAAUCGAGAUUGCAGAGUCCGAGAUGCCGGGCAUUAUGAUGCUCCGAAAGCGGGCCAAGGAUGAGAAGCCUCUGAAGGGCGCCCAUAUAGUGGGUUGCACCCACGUGAAUGCUCAGUCGGCGGUGCUCAUAGAAACCUUGAUACAGUUAGGUGCCACCGUGCGAUGGGCAGCCUGUAACAUCUAUUCCACGCAGAAUGCCGUGGCUGCCGCCCUGGCCGAGGCGGGCAUCCCGAUCUUUGCCUGGCGCGGCGAGACGGAGGAGGAGUUCUGGUGGUGCCUGGACAGGUGCAUACACUCUGAUGGCUGGCAGCCAAAUCUGAUUCUAGACGAUGGCGGCGAUGCCACCCAUUUGAUGCUGAAAAAGUAUCCCGACUGCUUCAAGGCCAUUCGAGGCAUUGUCGAGGAGAGCGUGACCGGUGUCCACCGUCUGUACAUGCUCUCGAAGGGCGGAAAGCUCACAGUUCCCGCCAUCAAUGUCAACGACUCGGUGACCAAAAACAAGUUUGAUACCUUCUACACGUGCCGGGACUCCAUUUUGGACAGCCUCAAGCGAACUACUGACAUCAUGUUUGGCGGCAAGCAGGUGGUGAUCUGUGGCUACGGAGAUGUGGGUAAGGGCUGUGCCCAGUCCCUCAAAGGUCAGGGAUGCAUAGUCUACAUCACGGAGGUGGAUCCCAUUUGUGCCCUGCAGGCGGCCAUGGAUGGCUUCAGGGUGGUACGGCUCAGCGAGGUUAUACGGAGCGUAGAUGUGGUGGUUACGGCAACGGGGAACAAAAAUGUGAUUACCAGGGACCAUAUGAAUCGCAUGAAGAACGGCUGCAUCCUCUGCAAUAUGGGGCAUUCCUGCUCAGAGAUCGAUGUGAAUGGCCUGCAUACGCCUGAGUUGACGUGGGAAAGAGUUCGUUCCCAGGUGGACCACAUCAUCUGGCCAGAUGGCAGGAUGAUCAUCCUGCUGGCCGAGGGUAGGCUGGUGAAUCUCUCCUGUUCAACGAUUUCCUCGUUCGUGGUCUCCGUGGCUUCCUCAACCCAGGCGCUGGCUCUGAUCGAGCUGUUCUCGGCACCGGGAAGGUAUAAAUCGGAUGUAUAUCUGUUGCCAAAGAAAAUGGAUGAGUACGUCGCCAGCUUACACUUGGCCACCUUCGAUGCUCAUCUUACGGAGCUUACGGACGAGCAGGCCAAGUUCAUGGGCUUAAACAAGGCCGGGCCUUUCAAAGCCAAUUACUACAGAUAUUAAUCAGUAUUUCAUGUAUCCUGUUAUUCUCGUUCUGUUAAUUUGAUAUUAUUUAGAAAAAAAUAAAUAAUAAAUACAAAAAUUUAAAAUGAAA